Messenger RNA from Amborella trichopoda, 2023 nucleotides. It is a transcript of the gene PTB1, whose product is annotated as polypyrimidine tract-binding protein 1. Lineage: Eukaryota; Viridiplantae; Streptophyta; Magnoliopsida; Amborellales; Amborellaceae. The record is from RefSeq and is a predicted model, not a curated record. Gene Ontology annotation, molecular function: RNA binding.
GAGGCGAAGUCUCUGGUCCAGAAGCUUCAUCGGGAGGAGUGGCAGAGGUUCGUAUACCUUGCCUCAAUUGCUCUUAUCCGUUGAUUUUGCCCCAAUUUUAUUAAGCAACAGUUGCAUACGUUCGUUAAGGAGCUGUUUCAGAGCUUGGUGGGUGUAUAGAAGAUGUCUUCUUCGUCAGGGCAACCUCAGUUUCGAUACACUCAAACUCCUUCAAAAGUUUUGCAUCUCCGCAACCUUCCAUGGGAAUGCACAGAAGAAGAGCUCAUUGAGCUCUGCAAGCCAUUUGGGAAGAUUGUCAACACCAAAUGCAAUGUUGGGGCCAACCGUAACCAGGCUUUCGUCGAAUUUGUGGACCUUAAUCAGGCCAUUUCCAUGGUUUCAUAUUAUGCUUCUUCAUCAGAGCCAGCACAGGUGCGGGGAAAAACAGUAUAUAUCCAAUAUUCUAACAGGCAAGAAAUUGUCAACAACAAGAGCUCCGGAGAUGUUGCUGGGAAUGUUUUGCUAGUGACCAUUGAAGGUGUAGAAGCUGGUGAUGUCAGUAUAGAUGUCAUUCACCUCGUAUUUUCUGCCUUUGGAUUUGUGCACAAGAUUGCAACUUUUGAAAAGGCUGCUGGAUUUCAGGCAUUGAUACAGUUCAGCGAUUCUGAAACUGCCUCUGCUGCAAGAAAUGCAUUGGAUGGGAGAAGUAUUCCAAGGUACCUACUUCCAGAGCAUGUUGGUUCUUGCCAUUUACGGAUAUCAUUUUCAGCUCAUACUGACUUGAAUAUCAAAUUUCAAUCACAUCGCAGCAGGGAUUACACAAAUCCUUACCUUCCUGUGAAUCCUUCGGCUAUUGAAGGCACUGCACAGCCUGUUGUAGGCCCAGACGGGAAGAGAAAGGAACCAGAGAGCAAUGUACUUCUUGCUUCCAUUGAGAACAUGCAAUAUGUAGUGACUGUUGAUGUUCUUCACACGGUGUUCUCAGCAUUUGGCACUGUUCAAAAAAUUGCUAUCUUUGAGAAGAAUGGUGGUCUGCAGGCAUUGAUUCAGUACCCUGAUAUAACAACAGCUGCAGUUGCCAAAGAACAUUUGGAGGGACACUGCAUCUAUGAAGGUGGCUAUUGUAAGCUUCAUCUGUCAUACUCUCGUCAUACUGAUCUCAAUGUUAAGGCUCACAAUGAUAGAAGCAAAGACUACACGAUUCCUGAUUCAAACCUAUUAGGAGUGCCACAAGCUCCAGGUAUUCCACCCUCCGCACCAGGUUGGCAAAGUCCACUUGGAAAUGAUUACAGCGGUGGCUCACAAGCAAUGGUACCAGAUGGUCAAGUGGGUAUGUGGAAUCCAAGCUUACAAGCCCCAAGAGCGAAUUUUAACCCAGCUAGCAAUGCAUUUCCAGGUCAAGCUUUCAUGCCGCCGCCGCCACCUCCUACUUAUCCUGCUAAUUCAGGAGCUCUUUUAGGUAGUCCAUCAGAUUUGUCACAGGAAAACUAUGCCAAGAAUGGGAAUACUUUUCAGCAACAGUCUGACCAAUUGCCAAAUGGGCCUUCUUUACAAAGUGCACAGCUCCCGCCUUAUGGUCGAGGAGCACACCCACCCCAGGCCCCCUAUUAUCGUUAGAUGUGUACUAGUUUGAAGUAUUCUUCUCUGGGGCAUAUUUCCUAAAUAUUUUGGGGCUUCCAUUUUGCAUAGCUUCUGUAAUACGUUAAAGAGCUGCGGUGGCAGUGGCUUCUUUGAUCUCGUGAAUUUCACCCGUGUGGCUCUCUCUCCCUCUCCCCCUCCCCCUCCCCCUCCCCCCACCCACACCCCUUGGUAUAGCGUAAACAAAUAUUACAUUUUGACAAUCACUAGACUAGAAUUUCUUUGACAAAGGAAGUGCAAUCGCAUUUUGUAGUUUGAUUGGUUACUCAUGUAUGAUUUUUGUUGUGCUUGAACAUGUUGUGUGUCGAUGAUCGAUACUGCUGUUUCUCCAUCAGGGGCAUCCCCUUCAUGUGCUCUUGGUUUAGUCCUGUUUCUUAUUUCCAUGUUUGUGGGUUAGUUUAUGUUC